CACACGAAAACGUGAAGUUGUUUUGGUAACGCUUGGAAUGUGUAAUACCGAGCUUUGAAUCUUUGUUUUAGGUUCUAAUUUUUAGGUAUAGUGGGGUUCUUGGGGAAUUAAUAUUCCUGCCAUGAUGCCAGGAGACACACAGGCCAAAACGGCGACUAUAGCCGAGGACGCGACGGUUGGGAACUGUCAAAACUGUUCAGUCCUGCAUCAGAGCUUGACGGAGUAUAUCACAUCAUUCCUGGCCCUUAAGCAGAAAAUAGCGGUUACAGAUGACUCCAUUAUCCUUCGGGAGCAGCUGGAGGAACUGCAGAUCCGUUUGGUCACACUGGAGAAAAAGACAGGAGAUUAUGAAUCCAUACAGGCUGAGCUGGAAGAGAAGAGGGGUGCUCUUAAAGUUUAUGAACAAUUGUCUACAGAGAUGGAAAAUAUAAAGCAGGAAAAGAGCACCAUAGCUGAUGAGAAUAAGAAGCUUGGAGACGAGCUGAACAGUUUGAAAGAUUUAACAGAAACACAGGCUCUCGAAAAUGCACAGCUGAGGAGAGAGAAGGCGGCUGUUGAAAACGAUUUGCUAAAAACUCAGGCAUCUUUGAAAAAAUCUCAGGAACAGGCGGAGAAGGCUGAUAAAUUGACAGAAGAGAAUGUUAUCAUCACAAACAAAAAUGAUAGUCUUGAAAACAAAGUUAAACUGCUUGAAGACUCAAUUUGCAAACAGAACAAUCAAAUAUCCCAUCUGAGCAAAGAGAAGAUUCUGCUUGAAAGGAACAUCAUCGACCUCCAGGGAAGACUGAUAAAAUUGGAAAGGGAAAGGUGCAAAGAUUAUAGAAGUACUGCUACUCAAACAAGAGCAGAGCAAAAAGUUGACAAAGGAAAGGUUCGGAUGCUCCUACAAAGUUUAUGGGAAUGUGUGGAGCCAGAGCAGGAACAGUCUUCAAACAUACUAGAGUUUGGUUACAAACGGGGUCUUCCUCCGUCUCCACAAACCAAUCUAAAGUCGUAUCAAGGAAGAAAGUUACCCUCUGCUUCUGAGAUAAUCAUGGAAUCAAAUUGUCCUCAAGUUGAGGCCAGACCCAGCCACACAAAGCUGAAAGCUUGCCCUCCGGAACAGGAGUCAUGCAAGCACCAAGCAUCUGCUCACCAGUUGAAUCAAGAAUUAAAACAGAAAAAGAGCAAACAAUCGCCCAUGAAAAAUAAACUUCAUCAUUCGUCUCCCUGCAAAGGCAACCAUAAUAUAUCUGUCGAGGAAUUAAUGGCCUUUUUUAAACCACUGCCCCCCUGUAUAUCUCCACUUUUGGAAUUGGAUACCAGUCUAGAAUCUGUGGAGAUGAGUGGUAAAGGGAAAAGAAAUCAAUCUGAACUCUCUAAGGAUGUUUUUCUUCCCAAACAAGAUCCGCCUUCAGACUCUAAAACAUUACAGUUAAGCCCAGACACUAAAAAAUCUGUUUCAAUUAAUCAAAAAGAUAAUGUGGAUGUCCUGGAACAUAUUUCAGAUGUAAAAGACUUUGGAAACAGUGGGGUUUGUGGAGUCAGUGACCUGCAUGAAAACUCGGGUGAAACUAGUAAAAACAAUAAUUCAUUAAAUGAGACGUCCCGCCAGGAGCCGCCACUGCCUUUAUUAUUAAACGAUAAAGUGUCAGAACAGACUUUAUAUUUACCAGAAGGAGUGGAUCAUUCCCAGAGUGAAAAUCCAGACAACCAAACUGAUAUCAUUUGUGACACUAAGAGAGACUUUGAGGAGGCAAAAGAAGAUAAUUUAAAGACUGUUGCAAAGAUGGAUGUUGAUGUGAGCCCAGGUGACAUUCCUGAUGUUACAACAGCUGUUUCUGAUGUAGAUGGAGAUUCAGUGGCACCCUCUGGAGAGAUGGAAAAUGAACAAUGUGUUGCUUGGUCUAAAGGCAUUGAAUUUUUGGGCGACAGCCAUACCACAAAAGAUAAAAAAGGUCUUGUGGAUUCUUGUCAGGAAAGUGCAAAUCCAACUGCUUCAGGGCCUGUUUCCCAAGACUCUGAACUGACAGAGGUUUCUUUACCAAAUAGCAGUGACAGCAUAAGUGGUGUUUCAAAUAAAGACAUUGAAGAGGAAAUGGAAGUAGAUGCUGGGAUACUUUGCCGUGAAGAGGAUGAUGGGAAUGCUGUGCAAGCUCUCAGAGAAACUGAUGUUACAGCUUCUCCCUCAGAGUCAAAUGCCAGUAACAAACCUUUAGAUCCUAAAACAUCUCCAAUUUUGAACAGGAAAGAUGAAGACCCCAGUUGUCCCUUAGAGCACAAAGAAGCUAUUUCUAUAGCUUUAUCACCAAAAUAUUUUGACAAAGAGGAAAGGAAAAGCCAAUUGAAAUCUGAUCGUGCUCCUUCAUUGUCCCCAAAAGAUGCAACUGUUGACUCUAAAUCUCUGAAAGAAAAUUUGCAUUUACUUUGUAGAAAAUUAAGUCCUUCAUGUCUGUUGCCUCAAGUAAACCUUAAGGCUUUGGAAACUGACCCAAACAUGGAGAUUGUUGAAAAAGCUUUACCUGUUUCUAGUACUUCACCUAUUGGGAGAUCUUCUGCCACCAAAGAACAAAAGAGCUUGGAUAUUUUUACACCGGUUCAUGAACAGCCAACUUCACCUGUGAAUGUUGAAGGAAAAGGUACAACGGUGUCCAGUCCAGCAGCAGCUCAAACGCCAGAGUUUAUUGGCCAAGUUCUCUCUGAAAUGGGUGCUCCACUUCCUCCUGUCCUGACCCCUCUAACAACACCUCCUAAAGCAGGAAAGCCAAUCAACCCCAGGAACGCAAUUGGAAAACUUUUAUUUCCUUCACCUAUGGAUAGCUUAGUUUCACCUACAACUCCACAGAAAACCAAUUUAACACCAAACUGUCAGCAGCUGGGUUCAUCUUCCCUGAACAGCCCCGGUAAUCCAAAUGAAGUCCCCUCAUCACCUCUCCAGUUUGGCUCUGCAACACCGAAACAUGCUUUGCCAGUUCCUGGACGCUUUCCCACCAAAGCAGUUAGUUCCUCCCCUUCAUCUUCAACCAGUCCACCUCAAGAAAACUCCAUGAGGAUCCUUGAUACCAUGUAUCCAGAACUCUCAGCCCGCGCCCGUACUCUUAGCAUCCUGAGAGGUAAUGUUGGUCUAAGUUCAUCGGAGAACGGAACAUUACCAAAAACAAAUGACAGUCAGAUAUCUGGCUUUAAAACCAUCAGCUCCGCAUCAACAGCCUUUACAAAGACAGAGACUAGAGGGAAAAAAAGAUCUUCAAUUGAUUUGUCCCAGCCCAAAGACAGCAAGUGCCCAAAGCUUGACAGCAGUUCUACUGGUGUUACUGGCAAGCAAGAGUCUUCCCUCUCUUUAACUAGUAAAGAUGAGGCAGCCUCUUCCAGUACUGUGGAGCCAGAUCAGAUCAAGAACCAGACAGCACCUCCGGCCAUAGAAAGUGUUGAACCAACGGAACAGGAUCUUAUUCUUGAUUGUCUACAUAAAAUUGAGAACCAGUGUUUUGAUUUGCUUCCGGUUAUCAAGAGCCACCUGUAUGUUGGUAAUCUGCCCAAAAAGCCUGUCCUAAGGGACGAGGAGAAGCAGGUCAUCUUUGAGAUUUGCACAUGUAGCUCUCUUCAGGUAGAAGAAAUGAUGACGGCCAUAUUGACCAAACUAAAGGCUGAAAAAAAUUCCCUGAGCCUAAACUAUCUACAAGCACUGUGUCGAGUUUACAUUGGGAUCUGUAGACAGAAGAAGUACUGGGAGAAGGCUCGCAUCCUGGCCUACAGCAUUCUUGUUGAAGAUUUUCCAGAUUCAGCGAAGCUAGUUCUGUUUAUGGUGACAACAUGGCCGAAUGUUCUAUCUCACAGUAGUUUACUGUGCCAGGCCAUUCAUUCCAUCACCCAACUGAAAACACCAGAAGGGCUUCAUGGUUGCCUUUCCGCUUUUCUUGGAUGGGAAAAGAAUCCUCCUUGUGAUGCUGACCAGCUGAUCCUCAGAACUCUGGAGGAGCUCCGCUCAGGUUCCAAUCAGUCUUUCAUCAAACACAUCCGCUAUGGAGAAGACCUAGGAACUGGAGCCUGGGAACAAAUCUUCACACUGCACCUCUUGUGUUCACAAAAAAAGUGGAAAUGGACCUAUGAACGCAUUCUGGGCAAAGACCUGUGGCCAUUGAUGAACUCCUGGGUUCUACAGCCAAGAGAUCAGCAACAACCUAUCCGAGAUGAGACUGUUGCCACUGUACUACGACUCAUAGGACGUCUCACCCAGUUAGGCCUUAAAGAAGGUUGUGUGUCCUCUGUGGUCACUGUGGCCAAUAUUAUCAACACGUUUGGAAGGCAUGGACAAGCUGAAGGGUUGCCAUGGACGGUCCAGCUAGCAGCCGUUUACUGCAUACAUGAACUUUCUCCCUGUAACCCCAAACAAGCCCUGGAUGCUAUUGCUGGGUGGAGAGGAGAGGCUGCUCAGAGUGUCCCUCCUGCCGUCACAAGUUGCAUUAAUCAAAUAGCAUCCAUAUGCAGACAAGUCAAGAGCUAAAAUUGUACAUAGCCACAUUAGCUAUAAUUUUUGUAUGUAACUAUUUUAAAGAAAGGAGAACUACCUCAAUUAACAUCAGGCACAAGGACUGAUUAAAAGGUUUUUGCUCUUUGUGAUACAGGAUGUAUUGAAUGCCAUUUUAAUUUGUUUUUUUUCUAAUUUGAAGAUAUCGUUAAAUACCUUGAAACUUUAUAAAUGUGUUUUAAUUGCACUUGUAUCGGUAGUGUUUCAGGCAAUAUGUCCUUUUUUUAUUUUUCCUGCUACAUCCUGUAAAAAUUGCACUUGAACUACUUGAGUUUGUACAAUUCUCUGCUAACACUGUAAAUACUGUAUAACGUGUACAGUUUGAUAAAGUUAAACUACUAAGCUAGUGUAAAUACAUGGGUAUCUACAUUUCUGUUGGUGCAUGAGUAAAUGUUUUGUACAGUUUUCCUCAAAGCUUUCUAUUUUUUUUUUCUAAUUAAAAUU
Molecule: messenger RNA, 4951 nt
Organism: Cyprinodon variegatus (sheepshead minnow)
Lineage: Eukaryota; Metazoa; Chordata; Actinopteri; Cyprinodontiformes; Cyprinodontidae
Gene: ice1
Product: interactor of little elongation complex ELL subunit 1
Exons: 20
Coding region: 122-4483 (1453 amino acids)
Source: RefSeq, a predicted model, not a curated record